AUCUUACUAACAAAGUUGAAGUUGAUUAUAUCCGAGAUUUUGAAAGUGUUGUAUCAAGAUUCGAUAAGCAAACAACAAUCAGAAUUUAUGUUACAUCAGCAAAGGAUGGUUAUUCAAGUAGUGCUAUAGGAAGAGCUAAAUCAUCUGAAUACCAUUUACUAUUGAUGAACAUAUAUGAUCUGUGUCAGAAAGAAAAAGUAGAUGAGAUAAUUGAGAAUCUCAAAUGUCAAGAGAACUAUAUCACCUUUAACCCUAAUUUGUUAGAAGAAGCAUAUACCAGAGCAAAGGUGUUUGAGAAUGCUUAUAAACAGAAUUCUGUUCAAACUGCUUAUACAACUCCAACAGUAUUUUAUUCUCCUUAUAGUUUCUCUGAAACCCCAAACCUUAACCUCACUAAUCAGCGAAGGCCACUAUCUAGAUCUCGGUCUGAAAAUUUUACCCCAUCUACUAUAACGUGUUUCACUUGUGGCCGUACUGGACAUUAUAGUCGAAAUUGUCCUGAUCUAUCUAAUAAUCGUAACUCUUCAGCUAAUAAUCAGCCACCU
Molecule: messenger RNA, 545 nt
Organism: Racocetra persica
Lineage: Eukaryota; Fungi; Glomeromycota; Glomeromycetes; Diversisporales; Gigasporaceae
Source: the annotation of a GenBank genome assembly